GUACUCCCCGGACUCUACCUCGGAAACUUCAUUGAUGCCAAAGACCCGGAUCAGCUGGGCCGGAAUAAGAUCACACACAUCAUCUCUAUCCAUGAGUCACCCCAGCCUCUGCUGCAGGAUAUCACGUACCUCCGCAUCCCGGUGGCUGAUGCCCCUGAGGUACCCAUCAAAAAGCACUUCAAGGAAUGUAUCACCUUCAUCCACUGCUGCCGCCUCAGUGGGGGGAACUGCCUUGUGCACUGCUUUGCAGGCAUCUCCCGCAGCACCACCAUCGUGACGGCGUAUGUGAUGACCGUGACGGGGCUAGGCUGGCGGGACGUGCUUGAAGCCAUCAAGGCCACCCGGCCCAUCGCCAACCCCAACCCAGGCUUUAGGCAGCAGCUUGAAGAGUUUGGCUGGGGCAGUUCCCGGAAGAGUACCAAGCACGGGGCCCCACACAUCCUCCGAGGACUUCAGCCACCCUGCUACAGAAUCCAAAGGCCCUCUCCCCUGACCAAGGUGAAGAACUGCCGAGCCCGGGGGUGGAGCCAGCUGGCCUCCCGUCUCCGCCCCAAACACCCGGCCCACUUCCAAGAAUAA
This is a messenger RNA of Carlito syrichta (Philippine tarsier), 579 nucleotides long. RefSeq names its product dual specificity phosphatase 15 (gene DUSP15). Lineage: Eukaryota; Metazoa; Chordata; Mammalia; Primates; Tarsiidae. Gene Ontology annotation, molecular function: protein tyrosine/serine/threonine phosphatase activity. Gene Ontology annotation, cellular component: cytosol. The record is from RefSeq and is a predicted model, not a curated record. The annotation marks the transcript as partial. Gene Ontology annotation, biological process: regulation of cell population proliferation; transforming growth factor beta receptor signaling pathway; positive regulation of JNK cascade. The transcript is spliced from 6 exons.